This is a messenger RNA of Vicia villosa (hairy vetch), 672 nucleotides long. RefSeq names its product putative GATA transcription factor 13. Bases 1 to 492 code for a protein of 163 amino acids. Gene Ontology annotation, biological process: regulation of DNA-templated transcription. The record is from RefSeq and is a predicted model, not a curated record. The transcript is spliced from 3 exons. NCBI's taxonomy places the organism in Eukaryota, Viridiplantae, Streptophyta, Magnoliopsida, Fabales, Fabaceae. Gene Ontology annotation, molecular function: sequence-specific DNA binding; zinc ion binding.
AUGGGUGACUACUUUGCAAGGAGAAUGGAUUAUGACAUUGACCUCAACAUUCCAUUGGUUCCUGAGGAUAGCACUCAAGACAUGAUGAACAUAAGUAAUGCAAACAAUGAAGUCCAUCCAGCUGCUGCUUCAGAUGUUUCAAAUUCUCGUACUUAUCAUGUUCAACCAAUGAUUUUUAUUAAUCCUGUCCUCGUCAUUGUCAACCAUGGAGUCCCACCAGACCCAAGACGUAGCCUUCAUCGUCGUUGCAAAAAGCCUCGUUCACCUGAUUCAUCAAGAUUCUGCACAAAUCUUCAAUGUAUGGCAAGAAACACUCCUAUGUGGCGCUCUGGACCUAUUGGACGAAGGACUUUAUGCAAUGCUUGUGGAAUUUACUACAAAAAACAUGUGGUACGUGGAAAUAUUCCGGCAAUCGUAAUCCAUGAAGAUGGUUCUUCAUCUGUUUUUGUUCCACCAACUCAAUAUGUGGCAGGAGGUUCUUCAACUGCCUAAUUUGGAUGAGAUAUGGACCCAUCAACGCCUUUGUUUCCAUUUCUUGAAUAAGUGAGAGACUAGUUUCAUAUUAUUCUCAUCACAUUAUGAUUUUGAAUAAUUAUGCCACUGUUGUUUUUUAUGUUUUUGUUGUUGAAAAAUCUUAUAUGAUAGUUAACUAUUGGAGACUAAAUAACUCCG